GCUGGUCACCCUGUUUUGAAUUGAAUUUAGUUGGUCGGCGAUAAAUUGGUUAAAUAAUUAAACCCAUGACCUUACGAAAUGGCAGCUCCAUCUGAGGAUAUCGGCGUGUACUCCAUGCGCCUGGUCAUCGCAGACUUCUACAUGGAGAAGCCGCAAUUCGGAUUGGAUCCCUGCUACUCUGAGUUGCGCGGCAAGGAGAUCAAGCGGGUUCCUGUGGUGCGGGUAUUUGGCGGCAACUCCAGGGGCCAGAAGACCUGCAUGCAUGUCCACGGCGUUUUCCCGUACUUCUACAUUCCGUACGACAAGAAGGACUUUGAGUCCCUGGAGCGCGGAAUCCUGCAGAUAGCUAUGCAUCUGGACAAGGCAAUUAAUAUAUCCCUGGGCCAGGGCAGCUCUAACGCCCAGCAUGUCUUCAAAAUCCAGCUGGUUAAGGGCAUUCCCUUUUACGGUUACCAUCGUGUGGAACAUCAAUUCCUCAAAAUCUACAUGUUCAAUCCGCGCUUUGUGCGCCGCGCCGCCAAUCUUCUUCAGAGCGGCGCCAUCCUCAGCAAGAACUUCAACGCGCACGAGUCGCAUGUGCCCUACAUCCUGCAGUUCAUGAUCGACUACAACCUGUACGGAAUGAGCUACCUUCACGUGCCGCUGGAGGUGCUUAAGUUCCGGCGCAGCCACGAAGACGAAGUGGUUCCUUAUCCAAACGUCAAGCCCGCCCAACUACUAGACACCAGUACCGUGAGGAAGGUGGCCUGCAGUGCAUUGGAGGUAGACGUCAGUUCAAACUUCAUCCUGAAUCGCUUUCAGCUGGUUACCAAAAGCAAAGGCCGCCAUACAAAUCCCGGGAUCGAGGCCAUAUGGAACGAUGAAAGCAUGAGACGCCAGAAGCUCGUUGAAAAGCACACAGCAUCCGGCGAAGAGGAGAAAGUACAAGCGGUGCCAGAAUUGAAGCUACCGGAAACGCAGGAGCGUCAUCUACUGGAAGUUGCCGAGAGUGAUAUCUUCUACCGGACCGCUUUGGAGAGCAAGCUAAUGACUCUGGAGCAAUCUACGUUGUCAGAGCAAACGCUGUCUGAUCAAACGAGUGUCGCCAAUGUCACUAUGCAGACUACGUUGCCCAGCAGCAAGGAGCAGCGCCGCACUUGGAAUUUGCAGAAACUUUUGGCAAAUGCCGUUUAUCCUGAGGAAUGCUCCCAGGAUCAACAGCAUCUGCUGGUCAAUGCCUCCUUCAUUCAGAACCAUGUGGCGUGCAACAGCGGCAGCGGCAGUAAUGUCAGCCUUCCAGUUUCAAGGGACGACUCUGAAUGCAUGGACGCUACGUUAGUGGAUGAGGAGCUUAUACUGAGUCUCUCGCAGCCAUAUGGCGCGAUGCCCCACGAUGCCACCUUGAGGGAGGAGGACCUGGAGCUACUAGAGGUGUUGCAGCAGCUUGAAGAGCAGAAUGACAAUGAGUCACCGGUUGAUUUAGACAGCUCAUUGGCUCCCUUAUCUCAGCCGCAUAAAAACUUUGAGCUGACUCCAGAUCUUUUGAACAAGGAGGCUGGGAUUGCUCUGGCCGACGAAGACUGUGAUUCCGACGAAGAUGAGGGCGAAAGUACGCGGCACGACUUCUCCACCGCCCUCGACGAUAUCGAUCAGCUGCUGCUUAAGCUAACCCAAAGCCAGCCAGAGCCAAAGCCGAUAGACCCAUCCUCGAAGCUGCCACAAAUCGAUGGAGCCGACGAUCGGCUUCAACUUACUCCGAAAAAACUGAGAAGUUCUAAGUCCAGGGGUACAAGUCCUCCGAAAACUCCUCCAACCACGCCAAAGGGGCAUCCCAGCCUCUUGAGGUCGCCACGCACCCCAAAGUCCAGUGCGGCCAAGAAGUACGCACCGCUGCCGUUAACAAUUGGUAGUAAUUCGUCAACGAAGAAAAACAGUGAAGAAAGUACAAGGAAAGUGGGUAAUCCCCGGCUCAGCUUGCAACUUGAUAAGGAACCAAAAACUCCUGGGCCAGAGCUAUCAUUGCGCAAGAAACUGGCCAUGACAGAGCUGCGGCGGAAAAGUGUUGAGGAAUCGAACAGUUUCAUUCGCUUACAAAACGAUCUUACGCCUCUUCGCAGUUCCAGACGUUCCACACGCAACUUGGACAAGACACACGUGAUUUGCUCUCUAACGCCUCGGGAUCGGAAUCCCAGUUUCUCCGACAUGUUCGAGGGCGCAGAUGGCAAUCGGUUGCCAGAAGAAGAGGAGAAGCAGCCACGAAGAAGUACACGCCACCAAGUUAAGAAUCAGUUGAAAGCCGAUGAUGAAGGCAAGAAACCCAAAUCAACAGACAGUGGUAUGAAAGAGAAACAGUCACGUCGUAGUGCCCGUCAUCAGGAACAAUUGAAACAAACCAAAAGUACGGAAACUAUAGCGAAUAAACGGAACAGUCGAACCAACCAGUCUAAAGAUCAGGAGCAGCCUCAAACGAGUGCCGAAUAUACCACAAAAACAGAAAAGGAAACGGUUCAGAAGGCAUCAAAUCCAAGCCCAAAGGGAAGUCCCAAGCCGAGGCCAGAGAAAAUGCAUGAAAGCCAGUUGGAAAAAUUAAAAGAACCUCAAACCGACUCUGAUAAAAAAACCGAUGCAGCCGAAAGUCCCAAGCAGAAUAUCGAGAAUGUACAAAAGCAACUCUUUCCGCCUGAAACAACUCAUAGUACCCGUACAAAAACAACAAGUCUCAGCGAGGAAGAGUACCACUUCGCAUUGAGCGACGAAGAAGAGAUCAUUGGGUCAGAUACAGAGACAGAUAAAAUGCCUACAAAGCUGCGAAAAACACCCAAUUUGAGGCGUCUGCGCAACAGCUUUCGUUCGGAGCUAACUCCAAGCUCAAAUAGAGCUCCACCAGAGAUCCAGACCACUCCUCUGAUGAGCCAAAGGAGCAGUGAGAGCCACACUCCCGAGCUAAUGAAAAGCUUCUACGAGCACUCACUAAUAGUCAACAGUCCUUCGGUGUUUAGUGAUGUGAUAGAGAGUCCCUUGAUGCCUGCGGCGUCGCCUACUCGCCCUUCCACUCCAAAGAAAACUUCCUUUGUGAUAACUCCGUUGGAACUGCCGCCCUCCUACGAUGAAGUGGUCCGUGGCUGCCGCAAGCUAGACAUACCGGAGUUCGAGUUCCAGCAGCCUUUCUACAGCGAUCCAGCGGACGUGAGCAAGGUGACGGAAGUGGGCUUCCUGGUGCUGCACAUACCGGGCAACAAGCUUAACGACUGCGAGCCAUUCCAGAGUGUGCUCGGUAAUGAUCGCGGGCUAGCCUCCUUUAGGCGUCAGCAACUGAUUGCGAUCGGUGGCCCGGCAAUGCUGCAGCGACAUCGGGGAGAACAGCGUAUGAGGGAAUUCUUCAGCAGCCGACAAAAGAUAGUGGUCGAACCUGCACAGAGUGCGCCAACUCCGCAGGAAGCCAAGGUUUGGCUGAAGGCUCAGGAGGUGCUUCGCCAGCGAGGGGAAACUGUAAAGACAUCCGCAGACAUGGAUAGCCCCAUUAAGGUCAAGCGCCAGAAGAUCACAAUGAUGCUCCAAGCUGAGGGCGGCAGUGGUGAAGAGGAUGCUGGGGAGGAAUUGGACUGCAGCCUAAGCCUCACACCCUUGUCCCAAGCAAAGGGAAAGGAAACUCCCAUCAGCAGCAAGGCCAAAAAAGCAGCUAAAAAUCACUUGAAGCGCGGCACAAAACUAAAUUUCAAGGAAGCCCAGCGGGAGGAGGAGAUAGCCAGCUCACAGUCCAGCGAGCAGAGCGCCUCCAGCAGCGCUGUCCAGGCGGAGCUGGAACGGAGUUCCUUUCUUCGACAGCUAGAGGGUGCCUGCGACCAGGCACAGCAGCACGAUCUCAGCUUCGGAUUGAGUCAUGCCACCCUGGACAAUACGUUCGGUUUUAAGGUGAACCUGGAGAACCUGCAGCAGGCCAAGGCGGACAUUGAGUGCAACCACCUGACCAUUAUGACUCUGGAAGUAUUUGUGUGCACGCGCGGCGAACUCCAGCCAGAUCCGAUGCACGACGAGAUCCGCUGCAUGUUCUACGCCAUCGAGCACAGUCUGCCGGAUGAAAGCCUGCCCAGCAAAGCUUGCGGCUAUAUAAUGGUGAACAAUGCCCAGGACCUUCUGAGCGAAGGCUUCACACACGGGUUGGACCGCGACAUUGAGGUGCAAGUGGUGGGUAGCGAAGCAGAGGCCUUUGAGGCACUGCUGGUUCUGUGUGGACGCUGGGAUGCAGACAUAUACGCCGGCUACGAGAUAGAGAUGUCUUCUUGGGGCUACGUGAUCGAUCGGGCCAAGUAUCUGUGCUUUAACAUCGCUCCUCUUUUGUCCCGAGUGCCCACACAGAAGGUGCGGGACUUUGUAGACGAGGAUCGGGAGCAGUUCACGGACCUGGACGUGGAAAUGAAGCUGUGCGGCCGCAUUUUGCUGGAUGUAUGGCGGCUGAUGCGCUCCGAGAUAGCCUUGACAUCGUACACUUUCGAGAACGUUAUGUACCACAUCCUGCACAGGAGAUGUCCGUGGCACACGCCCAAGGCGCUUAGUGAGUGGUUUGCCUCGCCUUGCACGCGCUGGAUCGUGAUGGAGUACCACCUGGAGCGCGUGCGUGGCACCUUGGCUUUGCUGGAUCAGUUGGAUCUCCUUGGACGCACCAGCGAGAUGGCCAAGCUCAUUGGUAUCCAGUUCUACGAAGUGCUGUCGCGUGGUUCGCAGUUCCGCGUGGAGAGCAUGAUGUUGAGAAUCGCCAAGCCAAAGAACCUGGUGCCCCUGUCACCGAGCGUGCAGCAGCGGGCUCACAUGCGGGCGCCCGAGUACUUGGCCCUCAUCAUGGAACCCCAGUCACGCUUCUAUGCCGAUCCGCUAAUCGUCCUCGACUUCCAGAGCUUGUACCCCAGCAUGAUCAUUGCCUACAACUACUGUUUUUCGACAUGUCUGGGUCGGGUGGAGCAUCUGGGAGGGAGUUCGCCCUUCGAGUUCGGCGCCUCGCAGCUACGCGUUUCCCGGCAGAUGCUACAGAAGCUGCUGGAGCACGAUUUAGUCACUGUGUCGCCCUGCGGCGUGGUGUUUGUGAAGCGGGAGGUGCGCGAAGGGAUCCUGCCGCGCAUGCUUACCGAGAUACUGGACACGCGCCAAAUGGUCAAGCAGUCAAUGAAGCUGCACAAGGAUAGCUCCGCCCUGCAAAGGAUUCUGCAUUCCCGGCAGCUGGGCCUGAAGCUAAUGGCGAAUGUAACGUACGGGUACACGGCUGCCAACUUUAGUGGACGGAUGCCGGCGGUCGAGGUGGGUGACUCGGUGGUGUCCAAGGGCCGCGAGACUCUGGAGCGAGCCAUCAAGCUCGUGGAGGCGAACGAGGAGUGGAAGGUACGCGUUGUUUACGGCGACACGGACUCCAUGUUUGUCCUGGUUCCGGGCCGAAAUCGAGCCGAAGCCUUCCGGAUUGGCGAGGAGAUUGCACAGGCCGUCACCGAGAUGAGUCCACAGCCUGUGAAGCUGAAGUUGGAGAAAGUCUACCAGCCGUGCCUCCUUCAGACCAAGAAGCGAUACGUGGGCUACAUGUACGAGACGGCCGAUCAGGCGCAGCCCGUUUUCGAGGCCAAGGGCAUUGAGACGGUGCGGCGGGAUGGCUGUCCAGCGGUGGCCAAGAUGCUGGAGAAAGUGUUGCGCCUGUUAUUCGAGACGCAAGAUGUCAGUCAAAUCAAGCAGUACGUCUGCAGGCAGUUCACAAAGCUGCUCUCUGGCCGAGCCAACCUACAGGACCUGAUAUUUGCAAAGGAGUUCCGCGGCCUUAACGGGUACAAGCCCACAGCUUGUGUCCCUGCCUUGGCACUUACACGCAAAUGGAUGCAAAAAGACCCCCGGCGUAUUCCGCGUCGCGGGGAGCGCGUUCCCUUCAUCAUCGUAAAUGGGCCACCGGGAAUGCAGCUCAUUCGCCUGGUACGCAGUCCUCACGACAUUCUGGCUAACGAGGGCCACAAGAUCAACGCUAUGUACUACAUCACCAAGGCGAUAAUUCCGCCGCUUAACCGCUGCCUGCUGCUCAUUGGAGCCGAUGUCCAUGACUGGUUCGCCAGUCUGCCCCGAAAGCUCCUAAUGACGCCGGCCGUGGGAACGGGCAACGAGCUGGCCGGAGGAGGUAGAGGCGCCAAAUCGACCAUCUCACAGUAUUUCUCUACCACCAGCUGCGUAAUCGAUUGUGGCCGCCAGACUAAGGCGGGCAUUUGUCCGGAUUGCCUGAAGAAUGCCUUUAAAAGUGUAGUUGUGCUCUCGGAUAAGACGGCACGCCUGGAGAGAGGCUAUCACCUGACCAGACAGAUCUGUCAGGCCUGCUGUGGACGUCUGGGUGACCUCCACUGCGAUUCCCUCGACUGUCCAGUUCUCUAUGUGCUGGAAGGAAAGCGGCGGGAGCUGCAACAAAUUGGACACAUUCAGAAGCUGCUGGAGGAGCACUUCUAUUGAUUGCCAGAAAUCAUUCAC
This is a messenger RNA of Drosophila serrata, 6462 nucleotides long. It is a transcript of the gene PolZ1, whose product is annotated as DNA polymerase zeta catalytic subunit. The record is from RefSeq and is a predicted model, not a curated record. Gene Ontology annotation, biological process: translesion synthesis; double-strand break repair via homologous recombination. Gene Ontology annotation, molecular function: DNA-directed DNA polymerase activity; nucleotide binding; DNA binding. NCBI's taxonomy places the organism in Eukaryota, Metazoa, Arthropoda, Insecta, Diptera, Drosophilidae. Gene Ontology annotation, cellular component: nucleus; zeta DNA polymerase complex.